This is a messenger RNA of Chlorella variabilis, 594 nucleotides long. RefSeq lists its product as hypothetical. The annotation marks the transcript as partial. Lineage: Eukaryota; Viridiplantae; Chlorophyta; Trebouxiophyceae; Chlorellales; Chlorellaceae. The record is from RefSeq and is a predicted model, not a curated record. Gene Ontology annotation, molecular function: glycosyltransferase activity. The transcript has 7 exons.
AUCAGUGGCAACCCGGCGGUGGCGCCGCACUAUGGCAAGUUCUUCGGCAUCCGCAACGGAAUCGACCCCGACAUCUGGGAUCCCUCUGAGGACCCUCUGCUGCCGCGCGGCUACACGGCAGACAGCGUGAUCGAGGGCAAGGCGGCGGCCAAGGCCGAGCUGCGCAGCCGCAUGAACCUGUCGGGAGCGGACGUGCCCGUGGUGGGCUGCGUCACGCGGCUGACGCACCAGAAGGGCAUUCACCUGAUCAAGCACGCCGCCUGGCGCACGCUGGAGCGCGGCGCGCAGUUUGUGCUGCUGGGCUCCGCGCCCGACCCCAAAGUGCAGGCGGAGUUUGCUGAGCUGUCCAACCAGCUGGCGGCGCAGUACCCGGACCGCGCCCGCCUGCACUUUGCCUACGACGAGCCCCUGUCCCACCUCAUCUACGCUGGCUGCGACAUCUUCCUGGUGCCCUCCGUGUUUGAGCCCUGCGGCCUCACGCAGAUGAUCGCCAUGCGCUACGGUACCAUCCCAGUGGUGCGCAAGACGGGCGGCCUGAACGACACGGGUAAGCGCAGCUGCUGCUGCCCGCCCCCUCCCGCCCACCAUGCGUAG